Molecule: messenger RNA, 1808 nt
Organism: Populus euphratica (Euphrates poplar)
Lineage: Eukaryota; Viridiplantae; Streptophyta; Magnoliopsida; Malpighiales; Salicaceae
Product: B-box zinc finger protein 22-like
Exons: 3
Coding region: 477-1373 (298 amino acids)
Biological process (GO): regulation of DNA-templated transcription; photomorphogenesis
Cellular component (GO): nucleus
Molecular function (GO): zinc ion binding
Source: RefSeq, a predicted model, not a curated record
UAACUGUACAAGUCAGCUCUUGUGGCUCCAUUUCAUCCUCUUCUUUUCUCCCAAAAGAUCUCUCGUCUACCUUUAUUUCUUCACUCUCAAGCCUCUCUACAAAAAUAUCUUUAUAUUCUAUCUUUUUGAAAAGAAAUUUCCUGCUCUUGGGAGAGAGAUAUUGGAUUGAGGUUCUCCUUGCAGAGAGAGAGAGGGGGGACACGAACUGGGUUUCACUUUAAGGCAGAAAGGUCAGAUUCGAGGUUUGAAAAGGCAAAAGAGAGGGUUCUUUUUUCUAUUUUUUUCAGAAAGAAGAGAGAGAAAGAUAGGAUUUUCAGAGAGAGAGAGAAGUUUGAGGUUUUAGAAGAAGAGAAACUAUUGUGGUUGCGUGUGGGUAUUUUUUUUUUUUUUUUUGUGGAGAUAGUGAAACAGAGAAAUCCUAAGAAGAUCGGGAGUUCUUAGAGAAAAUUGGAAAGAGGGGGAGAUAGCUGGGGAAGAUGAAGAUACAGUGCAACGUCUGUGAGGCCGCGGAAGCGAACGUGCUGUGUUGUGCGGACGAGGCGGCUUUGUGUUGGACAUGUGACGAGAAGGUUCAUGCAGCUAACAAGCUUGCUAGUAAGCAUCAGAGGGUUCCACUUUCUACUUCUUCUCCUCAGAUGCCUAAAUGUGAUAUUUGUCAGGAGACUGCUGGUUUUUUCUUUUGUCUAGAAGACAGAGCAUUGCUCUGCAGGAAAUGUGAUGUUGCCAUACACACAGCAAAUACCCAUGUGUCUGUACAUCAGAGAUUUCUGCUCACUGGAGUGAAGGUAGGUCUAGAACCUACUGGUCUUGGUGCAACCUCUUCCUCAAGAAAGUCACCUUCAGGGGAAAAGAAAACCUCGGAAACAAAUUCAUGCCCUGUUUCUAGAAGAGGCACCUUAUUGCCUUUGGCCAAUCCUUGCAAUCAAGUUUCGCCUGUGAAUGUCUGUGGAGUUGGAGACUUUGGGCCUGCUAAGCUGCCCUAUUCUGGAGGUUCAGCAACUUCCAGCAUUUCACAGUGGCAAAUAGAUGAAUUUCUCGAGCUGCCUGAGUUUAAUCAAAAUUAUGGCUAUAUUGAUAAUGGAUCUUCUAAGGCUGAUAGUGGCAAACGUGGAGAUUCUGACAGCUCUGCCAUUUUAAGGUCUACUGAAGAAGAGGUGGAUGAUGAAGAAUGCUUGGGUCAGGUGCCAGAUAGCUCCAGGGCAGUACCCCAAAUGCCUUCCCCACCUACAGCCUCAGGGCUAUACUGGCCAAAAAGUUUUCAUAAUCAUUCUGAGACAGCAAUUUUUGUGCCUGAUAUAUGUUGCUCAGUGGUGCAGAACUGUCAUUACAGUGAACAGCGUGGCACUGUUUCCAAACGGCAGCGGCACCUUUAGACUACUCUUUGUCAGCUUCAUCAUCAAGUGGGAUGCCCGAGGGUCUGUUGGAAUGUUUUUAAUGAAAUCUUCAUUUGUGUAGCUUUCUCCUGACAUCAGAGCUCCUCCAUUCCACUGCUGCUACUUUGGAGCUUGUAAGAUAAAAGGCGUUAGUGCUUGAGUCAAUAAUUCAUUCACCUGAGACAUUGAUAUCUGUAAGAUUCAGUAAGGUGGUCAAGAAAUACCUCAAUAACGUGAUGGAAAUCCAUGUUUCACGAAAAAUUUCUGAAUCCGAAGAUGGAAGCGUGCUGAGUGGUUAUUAUUAGAACUUUUGUAAAACUUGAGAAGGUUGUUUGAUCUUUACUUUUCAUGGAAAUCAGACAUCUUUAAUGAUGUUACCUGAUGUCUGUUUCCAUGUACAUGACCUAAUUAAAAGGUUGAAAAGCUGUUUGUCUU